Messenger RNA from Sarcophilus harrisii (Tasmanian devil), 1578 nucleotides. RefSeq lists its product as uncharacterized. The coding region runs from base 600 to 1328 and encodes 242 amino acids. The record is from RefSeq and is a predicted model, not a curated record. The transcript has 4 exons. Lineage: Eukaryota; Metazoa; Chordata; Mammalia; Dasyuromorphia; Dasyuridae.
CGAGCUCCCCCCGGAGCCCGGGCCGCCCCUGAUCCUCCUGGGGAGCCUGGGGGAGGGGGGAAGAGGAGGCGGGAGCGUCCGCUUUAACCGCCCCGCGGCGGGCUCGGGAGAUGCAGACACCACCAGUGAGACGGCUCCUGCCUCCGAUCCUAAUUGGAGGAAACUCCUCCGGUGCUGGCGCGCAGCCAGCGUUUGGUAAAUGCCGUUUGAUUGACUGAUAGGAAAAGGAAGCUGGGGUCCGAGGGGUCCCGGGGACCCGUGGGGCAGUGCCCGAGCCAAAUGCGGAGGGACGCGUGGGUGGGCGUCGGCGUGCUCACCGACCAGGAGCAACCGGGUUCUAAUCCGAGGGGAGUUCCAGAGCUGAAUGAAUUUCUUGAGGGAGGGUGGAGGUAAAGAUGGGAAGUAAGAACAGUGGCAAGAUGCCCGCUCCAUCUUUAUCCCGGUUUUCUUUUGGCUGGAUCUCUUCAAUUCUCCCGGGCAACCCAGAAUCUAUUUCCAGGGUUCAAAAAGGGGAGGAGACACCCUAGUCCCUGAGGGGUUCCGGACACAGGAACUAUCCAGGUAUAGUAUUGUCUGGAACCUCGCUCUAAAGCAGCUUAAUGUUCUACCCUGAGAUCCAAGGGCGGCUAGACUUCGGGGAAAGCUGUCCCGGCGGAAUGGUGAACUUCCUGACCCAUCCCUGGUACCGCAGGUACAACAUACACACACACACACCACUCCAUGCGUCAGUGGGUGCCUAUUUCAGGUAUCAGGAGGAGCUACCAGUUUCUAUAAGAGAGAGAAAGGACAAAUACCUCACAAGAGAUGAAUUGGUGAAGCUGAUGGAAUGGAAGCUGACGAGGGGCAAAUUCAGACCACGACUCCAGAAUUUGGUGGCCACUAAUCCAGAGGAGUUGGUAAAGCAAUGCACAGCAGCAGCCUUCUCUCUCCUACCUAAUGUGGAAGCUGCCAUCACAGAGCUGAGCCAGCUUAAAGCCGUGGGACCAGCUACUGCCUCUGCAAUCCUGACAGCAGGUGCCCCAGAGACAACAGCAUUCAUGGCAGAUGAGGCAGUGGCUGCUGUCCCUGGCUUACCCAGGCUCCAAUAUACUCUCAAACACUAUAUCCUGUAUUUGGACAAGAUCCGGGCCUGUGCUAAGAGGCUGAACCAAGUUGAUGCCUCCUCAGAAUGGACUCCUCAUCAGAUAGAAAUGUGCCUCUGGACCUGGACUGUGGCUCAGAAACUGUGUCCCACAGUCCUGCCCUCCUUUUUGGGGGAAGCCCCCAAAACCAGAGAAGGUGCUGAAGACGUUAGACCGUCCAAGAAACGAAAAGCUAGCAUUCACUGAUCCUGGGCAUCUGUAUACACUUCAUUCAGAGAGAAAUGCAUCAGCCAAACUCCUAUCCUCUACAUGGGGGGCUCAGGGCAAAAAGUAGCCUUUGUCAUCCAUUAAAAUUGCCUACCAUCCCAACCUCAUCUGGAUCUCAACUCCUUAGAUACCCUCUCCCAGGCUGGCACUGACCCAGGAAUUAGGAGGAUAGAGUGUGUAGCUCCAAUUCCAUCACUAAAUCACCUCUGGUAAAGUCAUUUAAACUAUU